GAUAAGCGGGAAAAUCUGAGAUAUCUAUCUAUCUUCCUUCCUUUUGAUCGGAGAUGUUAAAUCACAACCUUAGCUUUUUCUUCUUAAAUCUAAGUAUUCAUAUAGUAGGAUGUUGUAGUAUAUUGAUCUACUCGACUACUAGCAUCAUUUCAUUUGAGAUCUUUCUGAUGUUCAAAGACCUACUACACUGUCUUUUAAUGCUCUUCUUCGCGUUAUGGGAUGGACUGUAGACUAAAUCUGAGUUUCCAUCACUGUCCUUUUGCUUGCAGAUAUGAUCCCAUUUGCACAUGACACCACCCAUCAACAGUUGUUUUUUGUUGCAAACCACAUGAGUUUUAAAGGGAAUAACAUGAAGAGUGAAGAAAGAUGGAGUGUGAUUAGGACAAGAUUCUAAACCAUGGAGUUGUAUUGUCAUGGAAUAUGAUGAUUUCAUGGAAAGAUGCAGGAGAUGUUGAGCUUUCUCUAAAAUUGAACUCCUUGUGAUUGAUACUCUCAGCAUAUUUUUGUUAUGGAUGGAAUUUUUUUUUGAUUAUUUCUGAUUUAUUACAUUAAUAAAGGGAAUGUUAAAUAAUUUAUUUUAAAAUUCGAAAUAAAUACAUAUGAGGUUCUUUCUUCUUCUUCUUCUCGUCUUUUCGACUCUUUGAGCUUAAACCCAGAAAAUGGAUUCAUGCCUAGUCUGGUCGCUGAAGCUAAAUCCUUGCCUCACUCCUCUUUCUCCACUCUACCCUUUCACGCCAUGUUCGUUUUCUCCGCCGCUCCGUCUCUCGUCUUGCUACUCCCGCCGCCUCUAUUCUCAGGUCGCCGCCAAGAAACUCAACCACAACAUUAGUUCUGAAUUCGACGACAGAAUCAAUGGCGCUUUAUCUCCAGACGCCGAUUCCCGCUUCCUCGACCGUCAAAAGGCGUUAGAGGCAGCUAUGAAUGACAUAAACAGUUCAUUUGGUAAAGGAAGUGUAACAAGAUUGGGGAGUGCUGGUGGAGCACUAGUGGAGACUUUUCCGAGUGGUAUUUUAACUCUCGAUCUUGCCUUAGGUGGAGGCCUGCCAAAGGGUCGGGUAGUUGAGAUAUAUGGACCAGAAAGUAGUGGCAAGACCACGCUAGCACUCCAUGCAAUUGCUGAAGUGCAGAAGCUUGGAGGUAAUGCAAUGCUUGUGGAUGCAGAGCAUGCCUUUGAUCCAUCAUACUCCAAAGCGUUAGGUGUUGACGUAGAAAAUUUGAUAGUGUGCCAGCCUGACAAUGGCGAAAUGGCUUUAGAAACUGCAGACCGUAUGUGUCGUUCAGGUGCGGUUGACCUUAUAUGUGUUGAUUCUGUUUCAGCACUUACUCCACGAGCUGAGAUUGAAGGUGAGAUUGGAAUGCAGCAAAUGGGUUUGCAAGCUCGUCUUAUGAGUCAAGCUCUUCGUAAAAUGUCAGGAAACGCCUCUAAAGCUGGUUGUACACUUAUUUUCCUAAACCAAAUAAGAUACAAGAUUGGUGUGUACUAUGGGAAUCCGGAGGUAACUAGUGGAGGCAUAGCGCUGAAGUUUUUCGCAUCGGUCCGGCUAGAGAUCCGUUCUGCUGGGAAGAUCAAAUCUAGCAAAGGGGAUGAAGAUAUUGGUCUCCGAGCUCGCGUAAGAGUGCAGAAAAGCAAGGUGUCAAGACCGUAUAGGCAAGCAGAGUUUGAGAUUAUGUUUGGGGAAGGAGUCAAUAAACUGGGAUGCGUUCUUGAUUGUGCUGAAAUUAUGGAGGUUGUGCUCAAGAAAGGUUCUUGGUACAGCUACGAAGACCAAAGGCUGGGGCAAGGAAGAGAAAAAGCACUGCAACACUUAAGGGAAAACCCUUCUCUCCAAGAAGAUAUUGAGAAGAAAGUGAGAUUGUUGAUGUUAGAUGGAGAAGUUCAUCGAUCAACUCCUUUGGUAAGCAGCAGCUCUUCCCCAGGUUCCCAUCGCGAAGAAGAAGAAGACUCGCUUGAUGAUUUCCAAUGACUUAACCAAGAGUUAGGGAUCUAAUCCAUUUUAGACCAAGAUCAUGUUCAUCUCUUGACUCGUGAUGACUCCAAAUGGUUCUCCCGAAUAUUAUAUAUUGAAUCGAAAAUCAUUCUUGUGCAAUGAAAUCGUUCAAGAAUCACAAGAAGAUGAAUAUAUACAAACGCUAGGAAGUCUUUUAUAAA
Messenger RNA from Capsella rubella, 2149 nucleotides. RefSeq names its product DNA repair protein recA homolog 1, chloroplastic. The transcript has 15 exons. The record is from RefSeq and is a predicted model, not a curated record. NCBI's taxonomy places the organism in Eukaryota, Viridiplantae, Streptophyta, Magnoliopsida, Brassicales, Brassicaceae. Gene Ontology annotation, molecular function: ATP-dependent DNA damage sensor activity; ATP binding; single-stranded DNA binding. Gene Ontology annotation, biological process: DNA repair. The coding region runs from base 660 to 1964 and encodes 434 amino acids.